Messenger RNA from Fonsecaea multimorphosa CBS 102226, 2616 nucleotides. RefSeq lists its product as uncharacterized. The record is from RefSeq and is a predicted model, not a curated record. The transcript is spliced from 14 exons. Gene Ontology annotation, biological process: transmembrane transport; carbohydrate transport. Bases 1 to 2616 code for a protein of 871 amino acids. Gene Ontology annotation, molecular function: carbohydrate:proton symporter activity. Gene Ontology annotation, cellular component: membrane. Lineage: Eukaryota; Fungi; Ascomycota; Eurotiomycetes; Chaetothyriales; Herpotrichiellaceae.
AUGACGCUCAAAGUUGGCAUUGCCGGCAUCGAUGGUCAACUAGGUUCUCGCAUUGCCAUUGGAUUGCUGAAACAACCUGGGAUAAAGCUAGUUGGGUACAGUCGAGAUGCCGAUAACGUUGACGAAUCCAUCGCCGCAAGAGUCGAUUUGUUCACAGGUUCGGCGCAUGAUUCCGAUCUAAUGGCGGAUUUUGUCAAAGGCAGCGAAGUAGUGGUCUGCUGCUAUCAAGCGGACGAUAGCAUCAUGGUCGACGCCCAAAAGGUUUUGGUUGACGCUUGCGAAGAAGCAAGUGUUUCUCGCUACAUUGCCAGCGAUUGGUGUAUGGACUAUACAAAACUCGAGCCAGGACAACUAUGGCGCAAAGAGCCAAUGAAAAUAAUUAAGCAAUACAUCGAGACUAAGAAGAAAGUGAAAGGUGUUCACAUCCUGACUGGUGUCUUCAUGGAGACGUUUUUCAGCCCUUAUUUGAAGGUUUUCGAUCACUUCACAAACACAUUCAAUACAUGGGGAGACGGCACGGAGCUUUGGGAAGCGUGUUCCUACGAGGACGUCACUCGAUGGACAAUCGAGAUCAUACGAGAUCCAUCAUCAGUAGGUGUCAUACGAUUAAUCGCAGACCGAAAAACGUUGCCCGAGAUUGCUGCAACGUAUGAGGAAAUAUACCGCACGAAAGUUCACGUCAACAAUCAUGGCACUCUGACGGAGCUCUUUGAGCGAAUGCACGAGCUACGUGACAGGUCCCCAAACGAUAUUGGCAGUUAUUUACCUCUCUUCUAUAAAUAUUACACAUUGAACGGUCAAACUUUGGUUGGACCAAAUUUGGAUAACCACAAGUAUCCUUCAGUUGUAGCGGGAAACUGGGAAGAUUAUAUGCGCAAUCGUACACCUGAGCAGUUGGUGGGUUCGGGAGGAGUACGGCUCACGAAAGUGUUUGGUCCCAAGAGCCAAAUCAAACGGCGAGAUAGUUAUGAAUUGAAAUUCUCUAAGACAAGACUAAACUUGCUUGCUCGAAGUUUUGUUGCUCACAGUUUUAGACCUCUCAAAACUUCGGAUGAGCGAGCUACUCCGCAACACUCUGCCCCCGUAAAUCCCCAUGGGGCCCCUGUUGCGCUCUCUUUUCUUUUCUUUGGCUAUGACCAAGGCUUCAUGGGCGGCGUCAUAACGGUGCCGAACUUUCAGAAGACCUUCAACCAUCCUAGACCAGUUAUCAUUGGUAUUACGCUUGCCAUAUUUUCACUCGGCGCACUGUUUGGAUGCAUCUUCAAUGUGAUAUUUGGAGAUCUCCUGGGAAGACGGAAAAGCAUAGGUUUGGCCAUGGUUUGGGUCUGCAUAGGCGCAGUUCUACAAGCUUCCUCGUAUCAACUUGCUCAACUCAUGGUCGGACGUUUUGUCGGUGGCUUCGGGGUCGGGAUUGUGUCCGCGACCGUGGCAAUGUAUCAAGCUGAGAUGUGUGAAGCGCACAUAAGAGGUCGCUUGUUCUGCUCACAGCUCAUCUUUGUUACGCUCGGGGUCAUACUGGCCUUGUACCUUGACUAUGGCAUGAUUCACACCACAGGCAGCGCUAGCUGGAGGGUUCCAGUGGCGGUUCAACUCAUAUUUGUCUUGAUCUGUGCCAUAUGUAUCCUUGGGCUUCCAGAAUCUCCACGCUGGCUCUACAGUCGGGGACGAAGCCUAGAGGGCCUGAGGGUUCUCUGCGAUAUCUACGAUCGAAAUGAAGACGACCCCAAGAUCAGGAGUGAGCAACUCGAGAUCCUCAGAUCAAUCGAGCUGGAGCUCGCUGGAAGCCACUUCGCAUGGAAGCACGUCUUCAAACAAGACACCGUCCGCACAUCGCGCCGUAUACUGGUCUCGUGUGGUGUAGUGGUUAUGAACCAAUUAGCCGGAAUCAACUUGCUUAUAUACUACAUGCCGACGAUUCUGAUAGGGAGCAUCGGUACUUCCGUGGAUAAUGCCAUUUUGAUAACUGGAUGCGUUGGAGUCCUACUUUGCCUGUCAACAGGGUUAAUUACAGCACUCGUUGACCGCGUCGGACGUCGAGGCCCCUUACUCUAUGGAAGCCUUGGAUGCGGUAUAAACAUGAUGAUCAUCAGUAUACUACUUGCUUUGAAAGAUAGCACCGACUCGAAGGGGUUGGCUGCUGCAUCGAUCGCAUUUUUCUUCUUGUUCGCAUUCUUCUACGCGAUAGGCACAGGCACGCUUGCUUGGGGCUUCGCGGCCGAGCUACUUCCUCUGCACUCCCGCGGAACUGGAACGGCGGUGGCGGCAGCGGGUAAUUGGCUGGUCAACUUUGGUAUUGCCAUGCUGAGCCCGGUCCUUAUCAGCACCAUUUCGUGGAAGACAUACUUGAUAUUCAUGUCUUUCAAUCUCACGGCUGUACCACUCAUCUACUUUUUUGUUCCAGAGACAAUGAACCUGACGCUCGAGGAAAUCGAUCUCAUCUUCGUCGAUCCACAUACGUCGCCGGUCGCCGCCGCCAAACGACUUCAGCAGACUAGAAUCAGAAAUCUAGAGCUCGGUCAGAGGGCAUUCGUGGAGAAAUUUGAAGAAGCCAUACAGGCAACAACUGUUCAUCACGAAAUCAGUACUCAAGAAGAUCCGGUGCCGCAAAAGAAAUGA